Cetraspora pellucida is the source of this 1260-nucleotide messenger RNA. The record is from the annotation of a GenBank genome assembly. NCBI's taxonomy places the organism in Eukaryota, Fungi, Glomeromycota, Glomeromycetes, Diversisporales, Gigasporaceae.
AUGUGUACUGAUCCAAAAGAAUUAUUUAUUUCAAAAUCUGAAUAUGCAAAAUGGAUUAAAGAGUUUCUAAAAACAAAAAGGCCUCUAGUAAACUAUGAUUGCAAAAGACAUAAACCAUUUGUUUGCAGAUUUUGCUUUGGGGAAUGGUUUUAUAAACCAGACUCCUAUGCUCUUUUACAUCAACCAGAAGAACAAGAAAUCCGAGAAAUUCAACCCGGUCAAUGGCGUGACAAAGGUGAAAAAAUAUAUGGACCAGUUACCGAUAUUGUAUACUGGCCAAAGAAUAGACAUUGGGAAUCGAUCAAAAAUAUUCCUAAAAGUACAGCACCUUCGAUUCAUGAUCCUAUUACAAGAUGUCAGAAAUCAUAUCUUAAUGGAGGAGGUGGUUCAGGAAAAACAACACAUGCAAUUCGAAUUUUCAAAAAUAUAAACAUGGUUGUAUUUACUCAUACAAAUGCAUUAGCUAAAGAUUUUCGAGAAAAACGUGAUGUAAAAGCUCAAACCUGGCAUAUGGGAGAGUGGACACCUGAACGCAUGGGAGAGAAAAAAUUUCCACGAGUUGUUAUUUGGGAUGAGGUAAUUUGUUGCGGUGAUGAUGCACAACCUCCGCCAUUCUUUAGAGAAAUGCCACAUAAUUGGUUAAAAGAGCAUGCUGAUUAUUACGAAGAAGUUUUAACUGAUUAUUGUGCAAAAUGUCCUAAAUUACAUGAACUCAAAAAAGCUAUGCAACUUCAUCAAAUAAAAUAUCCUGAAAUUCCAAUCUCAUUAAUUUAUAGGCCAAGAGAUGGACGCAAACAAAACUGCCUUGUCCAGAUCCCUGGCCUAUCUGAAAAGAAGGAGUUAGUAAAAAAUGACAUAGUAUACUUAUUCUUAAAUACACUUCCUGACAAAUUCUUAAAAGAUAUGUUGGCAGAUAAAAAAGUCAUAGAUUGGGAACUUGGAUAUGCUAUGACUAUUCAUACUAUUGGUCGUGUGGAAUAUUUAAACCAACUCAUUCGGGUUGAAGCGCCUCUAUUACCUCCUGAAAUUGCUCAAGAGAUUGAGGAGGCAAAAAAGAAAAGACAGCUAAAGCACAAAUUGAGACUGUCUAUUCAGGAAAAACUUAUCAGAUAUAUAGGCCAGAACAAAGAAAAAGGUCAUAAAUUUGAUCUAACAGUUGACUAUAUCCUCACAUUAAAAUGUAUUCAAGAAGACAAAUGCGCAUCAUGUCUCAUCGAAAUGAAAUUUGAAUGGGAUCAGCCAGGAGAUAUACUUCAGUGA